AUGAAACCUCCGUCAUUUUCUAGAGGAUCGGACCCUUUAGUAGCUGAGAGCUGGGUCCAAAGCAUUGAGGAUAUGUUGGUAGUGCUUCCAUGUACGGAUGAACAUAAGGAAGUAUUUGUGACGUUCAAACUGACUAGGGAGGCAAAAUGCUGGUGGAGAUCGACAAAUUUGAUUGAGGAAAAGAGGCUUGAUCUAGUAGCGGUGACGUGGAGCCAAUUUCUGGAGUUGUUCUUCGACCGGUACUUCCCCGCCAUCGUUAGGAGAGUGAAGGCGGUCGAAUUCUUACACUUAACUCAGGAACAGUUGACAAUACAACAAUAUGCAACUUGCUCCAUAGAGUUGUCUCGAUUUUCCCCACAUUUGGUACCAGAUAAGGAGAAGAAGGCGAGGAAGUUUGAGGAAGACUUGAGGCAAAAUUUGUUUGAGCAGGUCAUUGGCUUUCAAGCUCAGAUAUUCGCGGAGGUUGUGGACAAAGCUGCGAUUAUUGAGAGUGACAUGCAGAGAGGUACCGCAGCUCAGAGUCAGAGGAAGAGACCUAUGCCUCAGGGUUUCCAGGCAGGUUCUAGCUAG
This is a messenger RNA of Malania oleifera, 570 nucleotides long. RefSeq lists its product as uncharacterized. The coding region runs from base 1 to 570 and encodes 189 amino acids. The record is from RefSeq and is a predicted model, not a curated record. NCBI's taxonomy places the organism in Eukaryota, Viridiplantae, Streptophyta, Magnoliopsida, Santalales, Ximeniaceae. The transcript has a single exon.